CCUUCCGGCUCCCCGGGGCCGCACGGAGGAGACAAGCGAGCCGCCCCGGCACAUGCGCAGUGGUGCUCCACGUGAACGUCGGCGUUUUCCCCUCAGCCCUGAGGAUGCCGCCCGAACGCAAGAGCCGGACGAGACGAGAGCGGAGAGCCGGCGCAACGCCGGGGAGGAAAGCCAGACCCGGGAGCCGCAGCACGUCCGCAAAGGCCGCCCGUUCAUUCCAACGGACACAGCUGGCCGAGCCGAGGGCGGCCCCUAGCGCGGGAUCCGGGGCGGCGGCGGCGGCAGAGGAGGAGGAGAGCCGGCUCCGGCAGCGGAACCGCCUGACGCUAGAGGAAGACAAGCCGGCCGUCGAGCGCUGCCUGGAGCAGCUCGUCUUCGGCGACGUCGAGGACGACGAGGACGUGCUGCUGCAGCGGCUGCGGAGCUCGCGGGGUCAGCUACAUGGAAGCUCAGAUGAUUCGGAAGUGGAAAAUGAAGCAAAAGACAUUUUUUCUCAGAAGAAGAAGAAGCCAGUUUGGGUGGAUGAAGAUGAUGAAGAUGAGGAACUAGUUGACAUGUCGAACAAUCGGUUUCGGAAAGAUAUAAUGAAAAAUGCCAGUGAAAGUAAACUUUCAAAAGAUAAACUUCAAAAGAGACUUAAAGAAGAAUUCCAGCAUGCCAUGGGAGGAGUACCUGAUUGGGCAGAAGCUGGGAGCAAGCGGAGGACAUCUUCAGAUGAUGAAAGUGAAGAGGAGGAUGAAGAUGAUUUGUUGCAAAGGACUGGGAAUUUCAUCUCCACAUCCACGUCUCUUCCAAGAGGAAUCUUGAAGAUAAAGAACUGCCGGCCUGCCAAUGCUGAACGGCCUACCACUGCUCGGAUCUCGUCAGUGCAGUUCCAUCCUGGUGCACAGGUGGUGAUGGUCUCUGGGGUAGAUAAUGCUAUCUCACUCUUUCAGGUUGAUGGCAAAACAAACCCUAAAAUCCAGAGCAUCUAUUUGGAGAAGUUUCCAAUCUUUAAGGCUUGUUUCAGUGCUAAUGGAGAAGAGGUUUUAGCCACAAGUAUGCACAGCAAGGUUCUUUAUGUCUAUGAUAUGCUAGCUGGGAAGUUAAUUCCUGUACAUCAAGUGAGAGGUUUGAAAGAGAAAAUAGUGAAGCAAUUUGAAGUCUCCCCAGAUGGAUCCUUCUUGCUCAUAAGCGGCAUUGCGGGGUUUUCUCACUUGCUAUCAAUGAAGACAAAAGAACUCAUAGGUAGCAUGAAGAUUAAUGGACGAAUUGCAGCAUCCACAUUCUCUUCAGAUAGUAAGAGGAUAUAUACCUCUUCUGAGAAUGGAGAAGUUUAUGUGUGGGAUGUGAAUUCAAGGAAGUGCAUUAACAGAUUUCUUGAUGAAGGCAGUUUAUAUGGAUUAAGCAUUGCUGCGUCAAAGAAUGGACAGUAUGUGGCUUGUGGUUCUAAGAGUGGAGUGGUAAACAUAUACAAUCAAGAUUCCUGCCUCCAGCAAACAAACCCAAAGCCAAUCAAAGCAAUAAUGAAUCUGGUUACUGGUGUUACUUCCCUGGCCUUUAAUCCUACCACAGAAAUCUUGGCAGUGGCUUCAAGAAAAAUGAAAGAAGCUGUCAGAUUGGUUCAUCUUCCUUCCUGUACAGUAUUUUCUAACUUUCCAGUUUUUAAAAAGAGUGCUCUUUCUCGUGUUCAAACCAUGGAUUUUUCUCCCAGAGGUGGAUACUUUGCCUUAGGGAAUGAACAGGGCAGGGCCCUGAUGUAUAGGUUGCAUCAUUACUCAGACUUCUGAAGAUUUUUUUUUUGAAAUCCAGUUGAAAAAUCCCAUCUCAGUACAUCUUCCCAGAAGUUUCCAAGUGUGAUAAUAUAUGAAUAAUGAUUUGUGGAAUCUGCUUAAAUUAGCAGCAGUGUCUUAAUAAAUUUAUAACUUUGACAAUAAGUGUA
Molecule: messenger RNA, 1921 nt
Organism: Mus caroli (Ryukyu mouse)
Lineage: Eukaryota; Metazoa; Chordata; Mammalia; Rodentia; Muridae
Source: RefSeq, a predicted model, not a curated record